This is a messenger RNA of Trifolium pratense (red clover), 1889 nucleotides long. Its product is annotated as PHD finger protein ALFIN-LIKE 4-like. Bases 509 to 1402 code for a protein of 297 amino acids. The record is from RefSeq and is a predicted model, not a curated record. Gene Ontology annotation, molecular function: transcription cis-regulatory region binding; transcription coregulator activity; histone binding. The transcript has 5 exons. Gene Ontology annotation, cellular component: nucleus. NCBI's taxonomy places the organism in Eukaryota, Viridiplantae, Streptophyta, Magnoliopsida, Fabales, Fabaceae. Gene Ontology annotation, biological process: regulation of DNA-templated transcription.
AAAAGACUAAAUUAAUGACAAAUUAGGAUUGCCCGCUAUUUACCAAAACUGAAAAUUAGAAAACAAAGCUUGAAGAGAGGGAGAGAUCGUGAAAGAGCAAGGGAGAAGGAAAAUUCAAAAAUUUAGGGAUUCAUUGCUAAUCAAGUAAGGGGUUUAACGUGUCAUCUAAGUUUCUGAGUUUUAGUGGUCUUUUUCUUUCCUGCUAUGUGAGUUGUUGUUGUUGUUGUUGUUGUUGUUUAUGUUAUGUCUAAUUUGAAUUCUUAUGUUAUAUAAUUAUAUUGUUGAAUUUGUGUGCCCUUGUGUACUCCUAUAUAUGUUGUUAAAUGGUUAGAAUGCAUCCUCUGAGUCAAUAAUGAUGUCCUAAAAUUCAGUCCUGUUUCAAACAAUUGUAUUUUCUUGUUCUUACUCCCAUUACUUUAAUGCACAGUUCACACAGAGAGACGCAGAAAGAAAAAAGGGUCAAAUAGUUUUUCCCUCCACAAAAAUUCACUUUCACUUCCAAACAACCAUGGACGGACUAGAUCUUCCUUACGAUCCUCGUACUGUCGAAGAAGUCUUUCGUGAUUUCAAAGGUCGCAGAGCUGCCUUAAUCAAAGCCCUCACCAUUGAUAUCGAAGAAUUCUACCAGCAGUGUGAUCCAGACAAGGAAAACCUUUGCCUUUAUGGAUUUCCGAGUGAGCAGUGGGCGGUCGAUCUGCCAAAUGAGGAAGUGCCACCUGAUCUUCCAGAGCCUGCAUUGGGUAUUAACUUUGCUAGAGAUGGGAUGCAAGAAAAGGAUUGGCUCUCUUUGGUUGCUGUACACAGCGAUGCUUGGUUACUUUCUGUGGCUUUUUAUUUUGGUGCUAGGUUCGGAUUCGACAAAUCUGACAGGAAGCAACUAUUUGAUAUGAUAAAUGAUCUUCCAACAAUCUUUGAAGAUGUUACAGGGUUGGCCAAGACACAACGAAAGAGAAAGUCAGUUUCUAAUAAUAGCAGUACCAAAGCCAAAUCAAACUCUAAGGUGAUAAAUGAUCUUCCAACAAUCUUUGAAGAUGUUACAGGGUUGGCCAAGACACAAGGAAAGAAAAAGUCAGUUUCUAAUAAUAGCAGUACCAAAGCCAAAUCAAACUCUAAGCGAGGUUCUGAACCUCGGAAAAAGGAUUCAAAACCAAUGGCAAUGCAAACGCAAUCAAAUGAAGAUGAUGAGGAUGGUCUCAGUGCAGACGAGGAAGAUUUUGAGGAAGAACAUGAAGAUUCAUCGUGUGGGGCAUGUGGAGAAAGCUAUUCAACUGACGAGUUUUGGAUUUGCUGCGACAUAUGUGAGAAGUGGUUUCAUGGAAAAUGCGUGAAGAUUACUCCGGCGAAGGCUAAGCAUAUCAAACAAUACAAAUGUUCAGGUUGCAGCAAGAGAGCUUGCAGUUGACAAUCAGUGGAUAUAGGAGUUUGUAUAGAUUGGUGUUUAUGUUUUAGUAAAUUUCAUGUUAUCCCUGAUGUUGAGUUGUGCAUACAAGAACUUUGUGCUAGGGGCUGGUUUUGUUAAGCAUCAUAUGGAUUACGGUCAUUAUCAAUUGUUAACUGUUUAGAGAAAGAUCUAGGACUAAUGUUGGUUAUGCAGUUAGUUAAAUAGGCAGAGUCAAUAAAUCCUAAUUGGCAAUGCUGAUAUUUUUAUUAUGAUACCUUUUUCCGUAUUUGAACUUGGAACUUUGCAGUUGUGUUGUGUGUGCGUUUUAGUAAUGACCGACCAUUACCUCUGCCUCUCACAGAACAUUACCUCUGUUCUAAACUUUCGAGCAAUCUUAACCUCAAUGGUUCUGGGUUUCUUAGGUAGAGGAAAAGGCAAUUUCUCAACGGUAACACUCAGCGACGACAGUAUACAAUAAAUGGUUAUAUUUAGCUAGCAACAUUGACAC